AUGGCGGAUUGCAAGCAGACUUUUUCGCGUAAAGGAUUGACUGUAGAUGAAAUUUUGAGCCUUUUGGAGAGAGAUGAUGGAAAUAUUAACAAUGAAAAUUUUAUUUACGUAGAGCUACUAAUCGAACUUGAAGACCAAGCCACAGAUGAGGACAGUGAUAAAUCGGAUGAGGAGCACGAUGCUAAUUUGAACCAAAUAGGAUGUAAGUUAUUGCGAACUAAAAGCGAACUCCGUCGUUUUCACACAAAUAGGGGAUCUAAUCAAGAUCAGAUAACAAUGUACGGUCGCAACCAAUUUCGAAAACAUGACAAUGACAACUGCCACGCGGUGAUCACACGUGAAUAAAGCAAAAAUUGCACUCCCCCAACCGUCUUUAGUUUCUAAAUAUUAUAUAAUAAGUAUAUGGGUGGAGUGGAUAAAUGCGAUCAGGCGAUUGCAAAUUUGCGUACAAGGAUGCGGAUAAGGAAAUGGU
This is a messenger RNA of Anastrepha ludens (Mexican fruit fly), 472 nucleotides long. RefSeq lists its product as uncharacterized. Lineage: Eukaryota; Metazoa; Arthropoda; Insecta; Diptera; Tephritidae. The transcript has 2 exons. The coding region runs from base 1 to 345 and encodes 114 amino acids. The record is from RefSeq and is a predicted model, not a curated record.